AUGACGAUUUUAAUAUAUAUCGCGUUUACAAUUGUGUCGAUAAGCUCGAUGUUUCCGAAUAACGCGUUUAUGAACGCGCACGAGUAUUUUUAUUAUAAACUGCGAAAUGUGACGAAUGAUGGCGAUCCGGUGAACGCGACGAAUCGGUAUUUUAUCAAAGAGUUGUUCGAGGAGACGCCAACCGAGCUGCAGGCCAACUUCGAGGCGUAUUUGACGGUCUAUGGCGGCCUCGCUUGUGUCAUCGGAUCGAUUAUUAACGUGUUUGGAACGAAAUCGUUUUCCAACUCGGCUCGCGUGAUUUGGGGUCAUGCGCUAGUUGUAAUCGUUUUUAUCCCAACAAUUGCCCUAACAUUGUUCGAUUCGGAUUCAUACCAGCAGCUUUUCUUCCAAGUCACCAUGAUACUCAUCUCGAUUGCCUGCUUUGGAUCGCUCGGAUUGAUCGCCGGCGGCGUUCUGGGGCUCUCGUCGACGUUUCCAGCGAAAUAUACGCAGGCUGUAAUGGUGGGCCAAUCGCUGGCCGGAGUCCUGGCGACAGCAAUCAGCAUUGUGUGUCAGGCGGUCACACCGAAUGUGAUCCUCAACGGACAAUUAUAUUUUGCGUUCAGUUUGAUAAUGACGAUUAUUAGCAUUGGAGCAUACUUGUACCUUAAUCAUAUCGCACCACCUCAAGAGGAAAUUGAAGCGGAACGACAAGGACUUCUGAAUGAUGACGAUGAUGAGAUUGUGAUUGAAUCGCAGGUUACCAACUUCCCGCCGAUUGAUGAGCCGACGGCGGCCAUUGAAAUCACAUUUCCGCUUCAGGAGACCGUUUGGACGACUAUUUCGAAUGUGUUCGCAACGUCUUGGAUGGAUUUGCUGACGGUCUCGAUGACCCUUUUGGUCACUUUGGCUGUGUAUCCCGGAAUGACGAGUUUGGUUCGAAGUACGACGAGGAAUCCGACGUGGAAUGCCUACUUCUCCUCGGUUGUCUCAUUCCUCCUCUACAACGUGAUUGACCUUAUUGGGCGAUCGUCAGCCAAUUCCGUUCGAUUGAAAAGUCGCUAUCUUUUAAUAUUGUCGCUUGUCCGAAUCGCGUUGAUUCCGCUCAUCGCGAUGUGCAAUAUCUCGCCGCGAAAAUACACGCCGUCAUUGAUACCGUACGAUGGGAUAUAUGUGAUGCUCAUCAUCAUUCUUGGUGCUUCUCACGGAUUUUGCAUCACGAAUGCAACAAUUGGCGUCUCGUUAAGUGUUGCGCCGGAGUACCGCGAGCUCGCCGGCAGCAUCACAGCGCUGACGGGAGUGACGGCAGCGAUGUUCGGCGGAAUUGUCGGCGUGCUGGUGCUGAAAAGCUUGUAA
This is a messenger RNA of Caenorhabditis bovis, 1335 nucleotides long. The record is from the annotation of a GenBank genome assembly. Lineage: Eukaryota; Metazoa; Nematoda; Chromadorea; Rhabditida; Rhabditidae.